CAUUUGAAGAUUCAACAAAUCGUGCACGUGUUGACUAACUAUUUCAACUGAGCACUCGUUUUAAUUUGUAAUUUGAAUAAUAAAACAAUGACGGAAGUGGGAGACGGUCCACCAGAGCCAAGCAUAGACUUUGUGCCAGCGCUGUGCUUUGUGCCUCGCGGUGUCACAAAGGAGCGACCCGAGAAAAUAGUUCUGACACAAGGAGAACUUGCUCGGAUUAUUGGCGAGACACAAAACGAGUUGAAUGCAAAUGAAGAUGAUGACGAGGAUGACGAUGAUGAAGAUGAGGACAUGGAUGUGGAUCGUGAUGAAGCAAUGGCUGCUGCUGCUGGUGGUGCUGCUGUAAAUGAGAAUGCGAAUCUCGACGAUGAGUUCAAUUUUCAGAAUUACGAAAACGAAGCAAAUUCGACGGUGACAAAUCUGGCAAAUGUUGUCGAUGCCGACGAACAGGUGCCCGAUGAGGAUGAGGAUUCCGAGGCGGAGGAUGAGAUUAUCAAGCCCACAGAUAACCUGGUGUUGGUCGGUCAUGUGCAGGACGAUGCGGCGAGCAUGGAAGUGUGGGUUUUCAAUCAGGAGGAGCAGGCACUUUACACACACCACGACUUCUUGUUGCCCAGUUUUCCGCUGUGCAUUGAGUGGAUGAAUCAUGAUGCGGGCAGCGAUAAGGCUGGGAAUAUGUGUGCCAUUGGCUGCAUGGAUCCGAUCAUUACCAUUUGGGAUCUGGACAUACAAGACUCCAUGGAGCCAACGUUCAAGCUGGGCUCCAAGGGCAAUCGCAAGAAGCACAAGGAACAGUAUGGCCACAAGGAUGCCGUCCUCGACUUGUCAUGGAAUCCACAAUUCGAGCAUAUUCUAGCGAGUGGUUCGGUGGAUCAAACACUCAUCCUUUGGGACUUGGACGAGGGACAGCCGCAUACGAGUAUCACCUCCUUUGAGGAAAAGGUGCAAUCCGUCGAAUUCCAUCCGGAGGAGGCGCAAAGCAUCCUCACCGGCUGUGCCGAUGGCUAUGUGCGUCUCUUCGAUUGCCGCGACGCAGACAAUGUAAACUCGGGCAACGAACUCAAAUGGCAGCUGAGCGGCAACGAGGUGGAGAAGGUUUUGUGGCAUCCCACGCAGACGAACUACUUCAUCAUUGGCACCAACGAUGGCAGUCUGCACUAUGCGGACAAGCGUCGUUCAAACCAGCUGCUGUGGUCCGUCAAGGCGCACAACGAGGAGAUCUCCGGCGUCUGUUUCAAUAGUCAAAUGCCCAAUCUGCUGACAUCCACCUCCACCGAGGGCUCCCUCAAGAUCUGGAACUUUAACAGCACGGAACCAAAGCAUGUCUACGAGCACGACUUCAACAUGGGCCGGCUCCAGUGCAUGCGACAGUGUCCCGAGGAUCCCUACACGCUGGCUUUUGGCGGCGAGAAACCGCCACGCUGCGCCGUCUUCAACAUUAAGAAUUUUGAGGCAGUGCGUCGCACCUUUGGCAUUCCCGAUGACGAGUAGGGAGGGGAUCCAGGUCUACCUAUAUCUGUUAGAGAAUUUUGUAUUUGACUUUGAUAAACGAUCUAAAAUAUACACUUGUGUAUAUACAUAUUAAAUGUAUAUGCAUAUAUUUAAAUUAA
Molecule: messenger RNA, 1610 nt
Organism: Drosophila grimshawi
Lineage: Eukaryota; Metazoa; Arthropoda; Insecta; Diptera; Drosophilidae
Gene: nclb
Product: periodic tryptophan protein 1 homolog
Exons: 1
Coding region: 88-1491 (467 amino acids)
Biological process (GO): rRNA processing
Cellular component (GO): nucleus
Molecular function (GO): protein binding
Source: RefSeq, a predicted model, not a curated record